UACUUACGCCACCCACUCCGCCUUUACACAUCUAGCUUUAUAAAUGCCGUAUCGAUGGUGUUUGGUGUUACCCACAAUGUUAGCAGCUAGCUACUAAUUUUGAGCACUUUCCUGUAUUUUAAUAGUAAAGAAAAGAUGUGUCCCAGGUGUGACUGUUGCAGCGAACACGUAGAUAAAUUGAAACAACAGGUUUCUGUCAUGCGAAAGGAAAUCAAGAAUCUUCGACAAAUGCUGGAGACUGCAACCCGAACUCAUCGAAAACAUAUGCUUUCAAUUGAGUCCGCCGUGUCCAAAGUUUCUUUCAGCGAGCCUAAAGAAUGCCAACGUCCACCUGCUUCACCCGAGACCGCUUUAGAGCAUGGAAAAAUCCAAACAUUGCCGAUUGGUUACAUCCAUUCCUGUUUCUCCGAGAAGAACGGGACGCCCAGGCAACCUACCGUCUGCGGACCGUCAAGGGCAGAACUGCGACUGAAGCAGAGUGUCUUCAAUAACCCCGAACAUGCCCUGAUAGGACUAGAACAGUUUUCUCAUAUCUGGGUUAUCUUCUUAUUCCACAAAAAUGGCCACUUGAGUCACAAAGCCAAAGUGAAGCCCCCCAGACUCAACGGCGAGAGGGUCGGUCUUUACUCGACUCGCAGUCCGCACCGGCCUAACGCUUUGGGCCUGACGCUAGCAAAGCUGGACAAAAUUGUAGGUGAUACAAUACAUCUGUCAGACAUUGACAUGAUUGCAGGCACCCCUGUGCUGGAUAUCAAACCCUACAUCUCUGACUAUGACUCCCCUUGCAGUAGGAAGACCACCGACUUGGAGCCUUGUCAAUCAAUCACAGAUCCCGCCUCUUUGUCACCUAGCGAACCAAUACAAGCGCAGUUAAACGAAAAAGAGCAUCAAUUUGAUGUUAAUCCUAACCCACUGCAGUCUCUCGCCAUGUUGGAGGAGGUGAAAUCCUACAUAAGCCAACGUGACAUUGGUCAAUCGAAUUCGCACCAAAAGCACGACGCAGUAGAUCCGCAGGAGUCCGAGCUUGAUCGGCGGCCUUGCUACACGGAAGAAUCCUACAGUACCAUCGCUAGCUGGAUCAGAGAGCCGCCAGUCGCCAGCCUGGAGGUGCGUUUCACUCCUCAUGCUCAGAAGGAGUUGGCGGAAUUCCUUCCAAUCAGCAAGUCAGGCCCCUCUGAUGGCAGGGGCCCGAGGUUUAGAUUUCUGCGCAACUUAGACGAAGCCACCGCCGCCAUCCGAGGAGUGCUGUCUGCAGACCCGAGAUCGGUCUACAGGAGAACUCGAUGUAAAGACAAGCUGUUCUUCUUCACCUUAGACACCGCCAACAUAACGUGCUGGUUCGGACCAGAUUUUGCUGAGGUGCUGCGAAUUCGACCUGUUGAGUCCAAGUAGAUGACGACCAGUUUUUUGGGGUGUUGGAUUAUUUACCAAUAGUGCAAAAAUAAAAAAACAGAUGAUAUCCAUUUUUUUUGUUUCAACCUGUCAUACAGCGUGUCAUGGCAUCUUACUGCUAAGCAAGUACAGAGGUCUUCAUUCAUUUCAAUAAAUUAAUUAAUGACUCUAUAGUUGGUUGUGUGUUUAAUGUCUGAAUGAA
Corythoichthys intestinalis (scribbled pipefish) is the source of this 1594-nucleotide messenger RNA. RefSeq names its product tRNA methyltransferase O (gene trmo). The coding region runs from base 136 to 1392 and encodes 418 amino acids. The transcript is spliced from 6 exons. The record is from RefSeq and is a predicted model, not a curated record. NCBI's taxonomy places the organism in Eukaryota, Metazoa, Chordata, Actinopteri, Syngnathiformes, Syngnathidae.